Messenger RNA from Salvelinus sp. IW2-2015, 8397 nucleotides. RefSeq names its product APC regulator of WNT signaling pathway 2. The record is from RefSeq and is a predicted model, not a curated record. Lineage: Eukaryota; Metazoa; Chordata; Actinopteri; Salmoniformes; Salmonidae. Gene Ontology annotation, molecular function: beta-catenin binding; gamma-catenin binding; microtubule binding. Gene Ontology annotation, cellular component: catenin complex; cytoplasmic microtubule; beta-catenin destruction complex. Gene Ontology annotation, biological process: pattern specification process; regulation of cell differentiation; negative regulation of microtubule depolymerization.
CGCAGCUAGUGGUGAAUUCAGCAUCCAUCCCACAGAGUCCGCUCUCUCAUUCCACGCCCUACUGAAAUCAACACGGCUCGGGAAAUGAGGGACCACAACACUGCCUGAAGAUGGCCAACUCCACAGCUUCCUAUGACCAGCUGGUCUACCAGGUGGAAGCUCUCCGCCAGGAGAACUCCCAUCUGCGUAGAGAGCUGGAGGACAACUCCAACCACCUGUCUAAGCUCGAGAACGAGACCACCGACAUGAAGGGGGUAUUGAAGGGCCUGCAGAAUAAACUGGAGCUGGAGGCUGGCACUUUGGCCUCCUCAGGGAGGACUGAUGUGCUGGAUCAGCUCAAAGAGUUGCACAUGGACCUGACCAACUACUAUGAGCUGAAGUACCAGCCGCACAAUCUGCGCGUCCUCCCAGACAGUCUAGCCAGUCUGGCAGCUCAGUCGAGUGACAUGGACGAUCGUCUGGCCUGCUUGCCUCCCUCCUCCUCCAGAGCCAGGAGCCCCCUACGGRCUUCAUCCCGCCAGAGCUCCUCUCUGUCAGGGGAGGGCACGGCCGUGCAUCCUGGACACCCCCACCUCAUGGAUGGAGCCCUGGCCAAAGCCAUGCUGGGAGACGGACGUAUCACGGCCCAGCAUCUGGAAGACCUCUACAAAGAGAGGGCUAUGCUGGUGAGUGAGAUAGACAAGGAGGAGAGGGAGCGUCACUGGUACUACAGCCAGCUCCAGGGACUGUCUCAGCGGCUGAACCAACUGCCACGCAUCGACACAUUCUCCAUACAGAUGGACCUCAUUCGCCAGCAGCUGGAGUUCGAGGCGCAGCAGUUGCGUUCUGUCAUGGAGGAACGCUUCGGAACCAGCGAUGAAAUGGUCCAGCGGACUCAGAUCCGUGUGGCUCGUCUGGAACAGCUAGAGAAAGAGCUACAGGAGGCCCAGGAGUCCAGAGGCACCCAGGAGAAGAACCUGUGUGAGAUCUCAAGCUGUGAAACAGAAAAUGCAUUGUCUUCUUCUGCGAUUGAUGCACAAGGAGAUGGAAGCAAAGUGGAGAUGGUGUUCUGGCUGCUCUCCAUGUUGGCCAACCGGGACAGGGAGGAGAUGUCCCGCACUCUGCUGACCAUGUCCAGCUCCCAAGACAGCUGCAUCGCCAUGCGCAAGUCAGGCUGUGUCCCCCUGCUGGUUCAGAUCCUUCACGACGGCCCAGGGGGCGCCGGAGAGGCGGACGGAAGUACAGGGAGCAGCCGGGAGGCCCGAUCCAGAGCCAGCGCUGCCCUGCACAACAUAGUGUACUCCCAGCCAGACGAGGGCCAAGCCCGGCGGGAGAUGAGGGUGCUGCACGUGCUGGAGCAGAUCCGCUCGCACUGUGACAGCGGCUGGGACUGGAUCGAGAGCCACGUGGGGAGGCCCUCCCCCGGAGGUACUACAACCACAGACAUCCCUGAGACAUUGGAGCCCCAGAUCUGCCAGGCCAUGUGUGCUGUCAUGAAGCUCUCCUUUGAGGAGGAGUACCGACAAGCCAUGAAUGAACUAGGGGGGUUGCAGGUAGUUGCAGAGCUAAUGCACUUGGACCAGGAGCUGUACGGAAUGAAGAACGAUCCCAUCAAUAUGGCGCUUCGACGCUACGCAGGGAUGGCGCUGACAAACCUCACUUUCGGAGAUGUAGUCAACAAGGCCACUCUCUGCACAAAGAAAAGCUGCCUGCAGGCCAUUGUUGCCCAACUUGCAUCUGAUAGUGAGGAACUACAUCAGGUAGUGUCUAGUAUUCUGAGAAAUCUGUCAUGGCGUGCAGACAUCAACAGCAAGAGGGUCCUUAGAGACAUAGGGAGUGUAACCGGAUUGAUAACCUGUGCUCUUCAAGCCACAAAAGAAUCCACGUUGAAGAGCCUCCUCAGCGCUCUGUGGAACCUGUCAGCACACAGUCCUGAGAACAAGGUGGCCAUUUGCUCAGUAGAUGGGGCUCUGGGCUUCUUGGUCAGCACCCUCACCUACAGAUGUCAGACCAACUCACUGGCAAUCAUCGAGAGUGGAGGUGGCAUCCUGCGCAAUGUUUCCAGUCUUGUGGCCACACGGGAUGAUUACAGGCAAAUCCUCAGGGACCACAACUGCCUCCAAACGCUGCUUCAGCACCUGCGCUCUCACAGCCUGACGAUUGUGAGCAACGCUUGUGGGACCCUCUGGAACCUCUCUGCCCGCAGUCCCAAGGACCAGGAGCUGCUGUGGGACCUGGGAGCAGUCAGCAUGCUGCGCAACCUCAUCCACUCCAAGCACAAAAUGAUAGCCAUGGGAAGUGCCGCAGCUUUACGGAACCUGCUCACGAAUCGGCCCCUCAAGUAUAAGGAUGCUGCGGUCAUAUCCCCUGGUUCCUGCAUGCCCUCGCUCUACAUGAGGAAGCAGAAAGCACUGGAGGCUGAGCUAGAUGCAAAGCACCUUGCUGAAACAUUUGAUUCCAUUGAAAAACAAAGCAGCCCCAAGCAUCCAAGCAUUAACAAGCCGCUGCGGCAUAUCGAGAGCCUGGCAAAGGAUUAUGCAUCUGACUCAGGCUGCUUUGACGAUGAUGAGGCCCCUAAUGUCUCCAGUAGUCUGGAUACAGGGAGUUUCUCCAUGCUCUCCAUGUUCCUGACCAAUUCCAACUUUCUUCAAAACCAGCCUCGCAAGAAGGACAGUGAACCGGAGAGAGACGUGGAGCCACCACAGACAGUGGAUAAGAGGCCAGCGCCUCCAGAAGACGAGGUGUCUGUUGCAGCAGGAAAAUUAGCAAAAAAGAUCACCAACACUGUGGCCAAGAUUGAUAAGCUUGUGGAGGACAUUACCAUGCAUACAUCUUCGGAGGACAGCUUCAGCCUUAGCUCAGAGGACCAUUUUGCAGACUGGCCUUAUGGAUCAGAUGAACUCCAUGAGGCCCGGGCCAAGUCAUGCUCCCCCUGCCGCCUCUCUGAUACCAGCAACUUUGCACACAGAGAACGUCUAAACAGAGCCUAUGCUCUCUUACGUCUCAAAACCACCCAUGCAAGUUUGUCCACUGACAGUCUCAACAGUGGCAGUACCAGUGAUGGCUAUUGUGGUAGCAAGGACCAGAUUAGGCCCUCAGCGAGAUCAGCAAUAGCUCAAAGACGACCUAACAAGCUUGAUCUUAAGGUGGCCCAUCAAGAAUAUCUUAACAUCAGAGCUCAUGUUCUCAAUGCGACAAGUCCGAUCGAUGUGCCAGAGAGAGAUUCUGUGGACAACAAAGAGGUUCAAUUGCUUGAACUAAAUAGCACAGAAACAGAGAAGAGCCAAGAGCUGCCCCCGCAAACACCAGCUAGUGCAUCAACUAAAAUGUCUUCUGAUGUCAGCAUGACUUCCAUAAAGCUGUCCCCUUCCUACCAACAUGUCCCUCUAAUUCAAAGUGUCUCCAAGUUUGGUGUUGCAAAAAGUGCCAUCAAUGUGCAGGCAGCUCAAGCAAUGAGGAGACAAGCCUGGGUCCCAACUGUGAUGACUGGAGGGAGUUUAGGCAAGUUUUCUCCAAUGAGCUCUGCUAGAAGUCCAACCAUUGGCCCAAUGGAGACACUGCAGAAGUAUUCGGUGGAGAACACCCCAAUCUGUUUCUCCCGUUGCAGUUCCCUGUCCUCCCUCUCCUCUGGUGAUGGAGCUCUUGACGGACAGAGUCAAAGUGAAAAUGAGUUGGAGAGUGACUCAUCACUUGAGAUCAUUGAAAUGGAAGAUGGGGAUCUGGUCAAUAGGGAGGAGGAGAAUGAGACCCUGGAGGAUUUAAGUGAUAGCCAACUGCUAGUCACUGAUUCAAAAACCUGUCUGAGCAUUGGGUCUGAUCCUAUUGAAAUUCCCUGCCCCACCAAACGUGAAAAGGUGUUCCUCAGGGGUGUAUCACCAGGCAUACUUGAGGACAGAUCACCUUCAAGUUCAUCAGAGAACUACAUCCAUGAGACCCCACUUGUGAUGAGCCGUUGUAGCUCGGUCAGCUCACUGGGUAGCUUUGAGUCUCAUUCAAUUGCCAGCUCCAUACUUAGUGAUCCAUGCAGCGGAAUGAUCAGUGGAACCAUAAGUCCAAGUGAUCUUCCUGACAGUCCAGGGCAAACCAUGCCCCCCAGUCGAAGCAAAACCCCAUGCUUUGCUGAAUCAAAUGGACCAGAAACCCAAAAUGCUGGGACAGCAGGGCAGUGGGAAAGCAGCUUGCGCAAGUUCAUGGAAAUUGCAGACUUUAAGGAAAGGGUCAACUUACCUCCAGAUUUGGACACCAUGAUCUACUUUACAGUAGAAAAACCCACAGAGAACUUUUCAUGUGCCUCCAGCUUGAGUGCUCUACCUCUUCAUGAGCACUACAUUCAGAAGGAUGUGGAACUGAAAUUGACUCCCUUACUCCAGCAAAAGGACAACAAUCCAUCAUUCCCAAGGGCUCAUGGAGAUAGAGGUGACAAUGAGCAUCCUUCUUUUAUGGACCAAGGGGAGAGAUAUAGUGAGGGCAAUUCAGAUGAUGAUAUAGAAAUUCUCAAAGAAUGCAUCAAUUCAGCAAUGCCCUCCAAGUUCAGGAAAGUAAUGCCCUCCUUGAUCUCCACCUUACCCACCCAUGUUCUAAACUCCCAAACCAGAAAACCUAUACCUGUUUAUAUGAUGGUUCCUAACAAUGCCAAUCAAAUGUGCUCAGGGAGAAGGAUUGUGAUGCAACAAAAGGACUUAUAUCUUGAUGAUUCAUCAUACACUGAUUCUGCUGAGGGCACCCCUGUCAACUUUUCCAGCACGACAUCGUUAAGUGACGAAACACUUCAGUACCCAGUGAGGGACAAGGGGGCAAAAGAUUGGAGGGUUAGAAGUAUGAACAAACAGGAAUUGUUGGAUCAAGAGGCAAAGAGAAUUGAAGACCUUCGGGUUUUCUCGCACUUCCACAAGCCCACUAAAAUGACCAGUCAGCCUGACAUACUUGUCAAUCAAAUGAGCAGGUCAAUCAAACAUGUCAUUCCCACUCAAAGAGUACUGAUGCAGAGCAAAGAAGUUGCUGAUAGAGUGGCUAAUCAGAGAAACCGUGAUCAAUCACCCAAUCAACAAAGACAAAAGCAGGGACAGGUCCUGACAAGGAAACUGGAUCUACCUAUCAUAAAGCCAAACACAGAAGGGAACCAAAAUCAGAGAGCAAUAGAGAGAAAUAAGGCUUUUCAGUCCAUGCCCCAUCCAACAUCUACAGGGGAAGCCAUUUACUGCUUGAAUGAUGACCAGACAMACAAAGAGGAGGGAGUGAUGAAAAGGACAGGGAGAAAACAGAUGAGAGAGUCCAGCAGAAACACUCUCUCCCGAAGUAUGACUAAUAUUGGUCGGAUUGACAAUUCCCAGACAAGACCCAAAGGCUUUAAUAGGAUCAAACACAAACUAAUCAUGGAGGAAACACCCACAUGUUACUCUCUUAGUUCAUCUCUUAGCUCUUUGAGUGAUGCAGAAUUUGAGGAACACCAAUCAAAAUCUCAGCAAGUAUGGGUGAAAAACAAACACAACAAGAUAUCUAACCAGGUCCAACAAACAAGACCAAUGCACAUCCACAAUCAGUAUGAGGAACAAAGCUCACCAAGCUCAGUCAGUAUGGAUUCAGAGGAUGAUCUUCUGCAAAAAUGCAUAACAUCUGCAAUGCCCAAGCAGAGGAAGAAGCUCUCUGCAAGAAAGAAAGCAGAGAAGAAGCAGAAACAAAGAAACGACAUGCAGAAAGUGUCGGGUGGAUGGAACAAUGAACAAGACUUUGACAGUGACGAUAUAGCAUCUGAUAAAGACUCAGACCUCAACAGUGUUGAAUGGAGAGUAAUACAAGAAGGAGCUAAUUCUGUUGUCACAAGGUUACAAGCAUCAAAGUCUCAAGAACAUUCCUCUGAAGAGACUGAAUCUGUCCUCUCAUUUAUGUCUGGAUCUAGCUUUACGCCUAAAGAAAAGAAGAUCUUUAAAGACAAAAAAGCAAACAAACCACUGGACUUUAACCAACGUAAACCAGUUCCAAAUCUGCCAGUGGUCUUCAGAGGUAGAACAGUGACAUACACGCCUAAGAAAGAGACAAAUCUUUCGCAAAGGCCGCCUCCUAAUAAAGAAUCCUCCAAAACAGAUGCUCCAAAGAAUCCAAACCUUGCUCAACAGAGGUCAAAGAGUCUCCACCGUUUGGGACAACCCCUGGACUCCACACAGUGGUGUUUGCCGAAAAGAAGCUCAACCCCACCUCCGAGGAUACCAAAGAGCUCAUCCUCUGGAUCAUCUCAAAGCUCUACUCCAUCGAGACAGUCACAGAAGAAAAUAAUCUCCCCCUCACAAACAAGUAAAUCUGUUCCCCAAAAAGAUAACACACCAGCAAGUAGUCCACCUGAAAGAAAGGGACGUUCCACUGUUCCUUCAAAUCAGAGCCCAAUAUCUCCAGGACACAAAACACAGAAGUCACCCGUCCGAAUACCCUUCAUGCAGAAUGCAGCAAGACAGUCCAGAACUCUAUCGCCAUUGGUAACCAACCAAGCCACAAGUAUCAGCAGACAAAACAGUCAGGUGGCUGGAAAAAUAAUCCCUCCAGCCAAUCGUUUUGACUUAGUCAGCAUGACAUCUACCCAUUCAAGCAGCAGCGAGUCUGACCGCAAUGGGUUCCUGAGACAAUUGACCUUUAUCAAGGAAUCGAAGACAAGGAUGAGACGUGACAUUUCGUCCUCACGCUCUGUGCCUACCUCGCAGCACGCAUCGCCCAGAAAAGCAAUUCCAGGUGCUCCUGCAGUCUUCCUAUGCUCAUCUCGAUGCCAAGAGCUAAAGGUAGUUGCUCAGGGGCCAAGAAGAAUUCAAGGAAAGGGCCCCGGGCAAAGGCAAGAGCCAAGGCAGGAGCAGGGGCUUCAAAGGCAGACUGUGACUCUGUCCAGAGCCUGCUCUAGUGACCGAGACCUCUCAACGAGGCGUCCAGCCAGGAGAACCAGCUCAGAGAGUCCCUGCAGGGUGCCUCCGAGAAACAUCUCUGCAACCAAGCAGCAGGCAAGAGACAACAUCAAGCGCCAUUCCUCAUCGCCCAGCAUAAACAUACUAAGCAGAGUAACCAGCCGCUCCUCCCUCCGCUCCUCGUCCUCCGACUCAAGUGGGCGAGCCAAGAGUGAGGACGAUACAAAGAAGAAGCAGCAGAGAACUGGAUCACACCUCAAUGACAGAGUCACCUGGAGGAGGAUUCGGGAUGAGGAUGUGCCUCAAAUCUUGAAGAGCACGCUGCCAUCUACUGCAUUGCCUCUGUUGCCUGUUCCUGAAGGGCCAAAACCAAAACCACCAGCACUGCCAAGGAAACUGCCGACCAUUUUACUUAAGUCAAGAAAGACGAGCGACGCUACAGUCCAAACAGAGGAUUUCUCGUSCAACAAGACCAACUCAAGCACCUCUCCAACUGUUGAGACAGCUCCAAUCAUCUCAGAGGAGGCAGCGAGACUAGCCCUCCUUAGAAAGAUCAGCAUUGGCUCCGGCCAAGAUGGAGACUCUGAUGGAUCCCUAAAGAGUUACAGCACAGCAUCCUCUGGAAACGCUCACUCUGUGGAAACUCACACAGGCGGUGUCGGCCAUUUCCGUCAGAGCUCCCCCAGCAAGGCAGUUCGGGUCACCCCAUUCAACUACAUACCCAGCCCCAUGGCCUGCUGCCUGCAAGACGCACAGAGCCAAGCAACAACAAUCAAUGAGAAGUCAUGUGAAAAAUCUGAAGCCUAGUACCUACUACGUAGUACCGUAUGUAAUUCUGUACAAUUGAGAUGAGAAAAAUCCUACUGUGUUCCUGAUUGAAACUAACACAAAUACUUGUGUAUAUCAAUCCUUUUACCUCGGGUAUUGAACCUUCUUUUUCCUCACUGCAUCAGAGACAUGUCUUCAAAAAAGAACACUUGUCAUUUCAAAUCAUCUGAUCCCACAUGUCAUUCAUACAAGUUGGAUGUAUGCAUUAAGACAGGACUUCAUUGGAUAGAAUAACACUAUCCUAUAUUUAGAGAGGAGUUACGGGGAGUAGACUAAUCUCAUACAAAAUGCACAUUUUUGUACUUUUUGUAUUUGUAUAUAAACCAUUGCUUGUUAGAAGAUUAGUGUAGACAUGACAACAUAGAAAAAAUACAAUUGUCUGUGGAUUUCAAGACAUACAGCACCAUCAUCAAAAUGAAGGAACAACCAUUAUUGAAAAACAAUAUGCAAAUCAUUGAGUGAAAACCCAGCUGGAAGACUUGUGUGUUUUUGAAAAAGUACUAGUGUGGCUCCAAACUAAUUUGAAAAAGACUGUUGAAAUACAUCAAAAUAUGGACAUAAUAUUAUGUAAAGUAUUUACUAUGUACCCACAUGUUACUGCUUCGCCUUCGCCACACUAUUUACUACUGAGGAUACCACACUGUUAGCCUUCACUUUAGAACCACUGCAGGAAUUGUUAUUGCCAAUAGUUAAAGUUAAAUAAUCAGCA